Larimichthys crocea (large yellow croaker) is the source of this 3609-nucleotide messenger RNA. RefSeq names its product leptin receptor overlapping transcript like 1 (gene leprotl1). The transcript is spliced from 4 exons. Lineage: Eukaryota; Metazoa; Chordata; Actinopteri; Sciaenidae. The record is from RefSeq and is a predicted model, not a curated record. Gene Ontology annotation, cellular component: endosome. Gene Ontology annotation, biological process: negative regulation of growth hormone receptor signaling pathway; late endosome to vacuole transport via multivesicular body sorting pathway. The coding region runs from base 108 to 503 and encodes 131 amino acids.
GGUAGCACGUUAAUGCACCACCACAGGCAGGGUUGGAGGUUCGGUCGGACUCGAGAGCCGAGGAGGGGGGUACUGUUGUUAUUCGUCAGGGCUUUUGUCCAGGAGAAAUGGCCGGGAUUAAAGCUCUCAUCAGCCUGUCCUUUGGAGGGGCUAUUGGCCUCAUGUUCCUCAUGCUAGGAUGUGCCCUCCCUGUGUACGACAAAUACUGGCCUUUGUUCCUCCUCUUCUUCUACAUCCUCUCUCCCAUCCCUUACUGCAUCUCGCGGAGGGUGGUCGACGACACAGACUCAGCCAGCAACGCCUGCAAAGAGCUGGCCAUCUUCCUCACGACGGGGAUCGUCAUUUCAGCCUUUGGCCUGCCCAUCGUCUUCGCAAGAGCUGAUGUAAUUGCCUGGGGGGCGUGUGCGCUCGUGCUAACGGGUAACGUAGUCAUCUUCGCGACCAUCCUGGGCUUCUUCGUGGUCUUUGGAUCCAACGACGACUUCAGUUGGCAGCAGUGGUAAAACAGCAGAGAGGGGGACCUUAGUCCUAACUGUUUUUAUUAGCGUUACAAUUAUCAUUAUUAUUAUUAUGGUAUUACUGUUUGGUUCUUGUUGUUGUUAUUUAUAUGAUGACCGCCCAUCCAUAGACUCACAACAAACCAGUGCAAUAUUUUACUUUUACUUUAUUUUGUACCGCCUGCAUCAUAUUGAACUGACACAAGUAGGAUGGAAAAUGCUGACUUGCAGUUGGAUUUGUUCUCAUUUUUAGUUCUGCUGUCUGACUCCUGUGUUUGCGAGUUUUCUCCAUUUGUGUGUCCAUUUUCAUUUUGAGCGUUAAGGUUAAUUAGCACUGGUGAACAACUGCUUAUGAUAUCUGUGAAAAUAUGUGGAAAAGAAUCCAACUGAAUGGUAAAUAAGACUUAAUCCGACCAAACUGGCAGGGUAGUGCCUGUCUGGGCUUCUUUCUCUAUUUAGUAGAAGUGUUCUUCUUCUUACCCAGAGCACAGAUGGGUGUACAUUUCAAGUCUGAGUGCUGAGCUGAGUGAAAAUCAGGAGAAAACCGAUGGAAAACCUGCACGACACAAGCUCAGAUUUCACCACUCGAGAUGAGAAAAGGCUCCAUUUGGCACGGGUCGUAUUGACUGAAACUGUGUCAAUUUUUAAUGUUUGUCACAGUAAAAUGUGAAGAUACAGCUCAUGCAAUGCAGAUUUUAUUUUCAUUAUUUCUCUGCUAACACAAUGCUACCAUUGCUAAGCUGCUAAAGUGAACAAAUCUAGAAGACGAGUGUGUUUGUGAUAGAGAACUGGGCUGUUACUGCCACCAACUCCUAUUACAUGUGUAAAUGAGUUGUCUUUCCAGCAGUAUAGUAUGUUCUUUCUUUCUGUCUGGGGACCAUCUUCACCGUUUUUAUGUCUGCAUUAAUAUACGUAAUUACACAAAGUAAGAUGAUUUUUAAGAGCAGCAGAAUGUGAGGAGAGGAUUCACUCAAACACUCUUACCAUCACUGCAGAGAUCAAACCAAACUGACUUGGUGAUUUCCCAGGUGCCAACUGGAUGCAGGCUGCUUAUUCACCAUGUUAUUUUGCACAUGAUAGCUCUUACCUCACUUUUGAGUAAGCCUCACCUUGUCAGGUCAAUAAAGCAUGAAAAGCCCAUAGUAGCUGCCAGCUAGUGUAGGAUUAGCUUAAAGACAGCAGCCUUGUUGGAAACACAGCCAGGCUAAGAACUGGGCUACUUAUAAUCAAGGCCCGGUCGGUCACUAACAGCCCUUAAGCUUUUAAACGUGACUCCUUCAAAAUAAAAGAAUCCAGAGUCUAUGCUCAGUGUUAAUGUCGUAUUCCUCUCUAGAAGCACAUUGGGUCCAGAUUUGGCACUGUCACAUUUCCUCACACCAGCAUGAUCAUCAUUUAAACGCCGUUAUGUAUUAUGAUUUGAAGUGUUUCUACAUUCUCUGGCUUGUGUGAAGGAAAUGUGUAUAUUGGUUUGUGUAAUCUGCUGGCAGCUUUGAGAUCAGCACAGCCUGCAGUCAGUCAGGUGCAGCUCUCCUGUCGGCUGUUUAACUGAAUUAGUGGCGGCUGAAUAAGGAACUUAGCAUCUGCUGGGGUUGUGGAUGGCUCAGUUUGAAUAUGUGCUCUCUGGAAGAUGAAAAAAUGAUUGAAAGAUGAACAUGAGUGAUUUGUAAUAGGAUUGAAGUACUAUAAUUGACUUGAAAGACAAGUUUCUUUAGUUGUUCUGUGUAGUAGGCCAGCCCAGAAGAUACUAAACCAUGCAUUUACAUCAAUCAAGAUUUCCAAUGAAACAUUUGCAUUGAGUUUAAGACCAGCUCGAAAGUGUUUGCUUAUAAUAUUGUAUAAUUUCCACUUCCAGAUUCCUUUUUUUCUGAUUUUAAACCACAUGAACAGUAAAUGAAACUUCAUUAAAGGAAUACUUCAACAUUUUAGAGUUAGAUGAAGAAAGUUGAUAGCACUCUUAAAUGUGUGUGUUCACGGCGCUGGAGCCAAGAUGUAAUUAGCUUAGCUUAGCAUAAAGACUUGAAACAGGGGGAGACAGCUAGUUCAAAAAUAUGCCCAACAACACCUCCGAUCAUGUUUGUUUAAUCCAUCCGCACACACAACAUUUGUGCAUCGAUUAAGCAAACGAAACAACACGCUAAUGUGUAAACCUAAGAGAUGUUGUCUGUCUUUUUUUAACUUUGGAGUCGGUCAGGAUAGCUGUUUACUCCUGCUUCCUGUCUUUAUACUAAGCUAAUCACCUCUUGGCUCUAGCAAUACACUUGAAGCACAAACAUGAAAAUGUCUUAUAACUCCUGGGAUGGAACCAUAUGAGCAAAAAAUGUUCAACUAUUUCUUUAAAGUGAACUGUAACAAGUGGUCCGCUCAGUCUGAGUUGCAUUAACAGCUAAUGAACGUGAAGUGAAACUCUGACAUCAACCACAAUUCCUGUAGUAUUUCCUUCAUAAAUGAAAAACUCUAUGGGAAGAUGGAAGCAUUGGAAAUCUGCCUCAGGCCUCGUGGCUACAAACACUAGCUGACAUCUGGGUACUGCACGUUGCUUCUCACUCUCUAGCUCUAAUAUUUUUGAACGUUCUUGUCUGUUACGUGACUCUUCCAGAGAUCACAACCUCAGUGAAGGCAUUGAUUGUAUUAAAAGCACCAUAACAAUGGCAGCUUUUUUAGCUACAGUUAAACAUGUAUUUAACUAAGUUACUGAAUAUUGAAAACUACUGACAUGAUUUGUGCAUUUUUUUCUGUAACACCACUUUGAAUCGAAUUGAUCAUGUUCGUAACAGUAGAUUUACCCACUGGUGGUGGCCAGUCAAUGGUCGGACAAGCAGGGUAACUCCAUAGUGUUCCUGAGGUGUGAACAUGUGUGUGACACUGUAUGCAUUUUAAGCUCAAUUUGUCAAAUGUUCUCUGACUUCCUGUUUUGUAGCCUGAUUGACAGGAUCUGGUGUAUAGACUGGUUACUGCGUUAAGCUUUGUCUGGGAGAAUAUUGUAUUUAUUUAUUUCACUGGACGCUUCAUGUCAAUGUCCAACGCUAUUUUUUAUCUACAACUUUUGUGUUCAAGAGGCAGAAGUCAGCAUGGUGGUUUUCUUUUUUUUAAUAAACGCCAUUUUUGAACAUCC